Molecule: messenger RNA, 936 nt
Organism: Diceros bicornis minor
Lineage: Eukaryota; Metazoa; Chordata; Mammalia; Perissodactyla; Rhinocerotidae
Product: olfactory receptor 2T8-like
Biological process (GO): G protein-coupled receptor signaling pathway
Cellular component (GO): membrane
Molecular function (GO): olfactory receptor activity; G protein-coupled receptor activity
Source: RefSeq, a predicted model, not a curated record
AUGGAAAAUGGGAACACCACCUCAGACUUUAUUCUCCUAGGGCUCUUUAACCACACAGAAGCCCACCUAUUUCUCUUUCUGAUGGUUCUGACAAUGGCCUUUACCUCCCUGCUGGGCAAUGCCCUCAUGAUUCUCCUGAUUCGCCAGGACCCCCGCCUCCACACAGCCGUGUACUUCCUGUUGAGCCAACUCUCCCUCAUGGACAUGACGCUCGUUUCCACCAUUGUGCCCAAGACAGCUGCUGACUACUUGACCGGCAAGAAGUCCAUCACCGCUGGCUGUGGGCUGCAGAUUUUCUUCUUGCUCACUUUGGGAGGGGGUGAGUGCUUCCUCUUAGCAGCCAUGUCCUAUGACCGCUACGUGGCUGUUUGCCAUCCACUGAGAUACCCUGUCCUCAUGAGCUGGCAAUUAUGCCUGAGAAUGACUUUGGGGUCGUGGGUCCUGGGGGCAGCUGAUGGGCUCAUGCAGGCUGCCGCUACUCUGAGCUUCCCAUUUUGCAGCACACACGAGACUGAUCAUUUCUUCUGUGAGGCCCCCACUCUGGUGCGUUUGGCCUGUGCUGACACCUCUGUCUUUGAGUAUGUCAUGUACAUCUGCUGUGUGUUGAUGCUCGUGGUCCCCUUAUCCCUCAUCCUGACCUCGUACGGUCUCAUCCUCACUGCUGUGCUCCAGAUGGGUUCUAGAGAGGCCCGCAAGAAGGCUUUUGGCACCUGCUCCUCACAUAUGUCUGUGGUGGGACUCUUUUUUGGAGCUGCCAUCUUUAUCUAUAUGAGACCCAACUCCUACAGGUCAGCUAACCGCGAUAAGAUUGUGUCAGCGUUCUAUACUAUCUUCACCCCUGUGCUGAAUCCCCUCAUCUACAGUCUGAGGAACAGUGAGGUCAAGGGGGCCCUGAGAAAGUGUAUGGGUCAGUGUGCCUCCUUAAGUCAUGACUAA